Prorocentrum cordatum is the source of this 1254-nucleotide messenger RNA. Lineage: Eukaryota; Dinophyceae; Prorocentrales; Prorocentraceae. The record is from the annotation of a GenBank genome assembly.
GAUGUGAAGUGGGCAAUGACUGAGAAAUCUACCUCAGGCGCUGGCGUGCCCGUGGUGACCCCCAUCGGCGACGCGUGCGAGGAGUGCUACCUCCUCGGCGUGCGCGUGCUGAUGUACGACACGUGGGAGCUGUUCGUGAAGGACUAUCACAAGGGCGGCGACUGCAGGAAGAAGACCGAGCAGGCUCGCAAGACACAGAGGGAGCUCCAGGAUGACUCCUUCGAGAACCCGACCUUCCAGUUCGGCGACAAGAACGUGAGCACGGGCACGCAGAGCGCUGUGGAGGUUUACUACAAGUUCGACGCGUGGACGGAGAGCGAGAUGCGUGCCAGUUGCGGAGUCGCUCGGUUGUCCAAGCCAAUGUUGAAGGCGCAGCUGAAGAUCGCGCACCCCUCGAUGCGGGACGCCAACGAGGAAGAUACGCUGUACCUCUUUCUGCCUGAUCCCGAGACUAAGCAUUUCCGCAAGGUAAAGAUCAGCCAGUCGCAGUUGGUAACGCUUGCUAGCACCUUCCUGACUGCGCGCGCCUUGCUCUACGACAGCCACGCUACGGAGGCGUUCGCCCACGCGAGUGCGGUGGCAUUGUCCGAGAGCGGAGCAACGGUCGGCAGCAUCAAGUCGAAGUACCCCGUCCAGCUCUUCCUCGACGGCAUCAAGGACCGACGGAGCUUGACGCCUCUGAAGGCUAAGGCGCAGGACGACCUGACGAAGGAGACGACCAAGAUCGAAGCCAAGCUCCGUCUCAAGUACAUCUCGAAGCUCGAUACGGCCUGCGAGUUGCGCAACCCGACGUUUGUGAGAGGGAAAUCUUGGCCCGAGCUGUCCGAUACCAUCCAAGAGUUCGAAGACGAGGCUGAGCUGGUAUGGCCUAAGAGCAUCAUCUUCAGCAUAGCUGAUUUGAGGCAAUCUACACUAUCUGAUGCUGCAGAUUGGGAAGGUCAUUUGAAGGUCUUUCGGUGCUGGGCGCCACCAGAGGGACAGAAGCUCGACCUCAUCAACCCGAGCUUCGGCAUGGCUUGUGUGACAAGCGGAACUGAGGAGGCGAUUGGCGACAGCUUGAGGUCUUUGCUGAGACACUUCGUCAAGGUGGUCUACUCCGAGCAUGUGUGCCCUUGGAUAUUCGACGGGAUUUCGAAGCUGGCGACCCUCAAGGCUUACGCUCUGGCCGCCGUGAAAGUGUUCAAGGACGAGGACAUUUGGGAGCUGCCCAGGGACGCCGCUUCCUUCAUCCAGGAUGUUCCUACGGCCCCCUAA